This is a messenger RNA of Oncorhynchus nerka (sockeye salmon), 3672 nucleotides long. Its product is annotated as cytochrome b-245 heavy chain-like. Gene Ontology annotation, biological process: superoxide anion generation; defense response. Bases 64 to 1761 code for a protein of 565 amino acids. Gene Ontology annotation, cellular component: plasma membrane; NADPH oxidase complex. The transcript has 13 exons. Gene Ontology annotation, molecular function: superoxide-generating NAD(P)H oxidase activity. The record is from RefSeq and is a predicted model, not a curated record. NCBI's taxonomy places the organism in Eukaryota, Metazoa, Chordata, Actinopteri, Salmoniformes, Salmonidae.
UCCACUUUUCACUCUCUCUUUCUCUCACACACACACACACACACACUCAAUCAUCAUUUCACCAUGGGCAACUUUGCUGCCAACGAGGGACUUUCGGUCUUUGUCAUUCUGGUAUGGCUGGGAAUCAACGCUUACCUGUUUGUCCAGUUCUACAUGAACUUCCUGACUGAGAGAUGGUUCUACACACGGGUCCUUCUUGGGGAUGCCCUCUCCUGGGCCAGGGCUCCUGCAGCCUGUCUCAACUUCAACUGUAUGCUUAUUCUGCUGCCAGUCUGCCGGAACCUUCUGUCCUUCCUGCGCGGCUCCAUUCAGUGUUGCAGUCGCACAGCUGCUCGACAACUGGACAGAAACAUCACCUUUCACAAGCUGGUAGCUUACAUGAUAGCAUUUCACACAGCGGUCCACAUCAUCGCCCACCUGUUUAACUUUGAGUGGUUCAUGGGAGCCCAGCUGUACAGGAACAGCAGCUCUCUGCCCUUUGUGCUGUCCCAGAUUGGCACCGGAGACAAUGCCUCCUACCUAAACCCCAUCAGGACUGACCAGACCAACCCAACCAUAGUGAUGUUCACUACCAUCGCGGGGUUAACGGGCGUGGUCAUCACCUUGGCCCUCAUCCUCAUCAUUACAUCAUCCAUGGAGGUCAUCCGCAGGUCAUACUUCGAGGUUUUCUGGUACACCCAUCACCUCUUCAUCAUCUUCUUCAUCGGACUCGUCUUCCACGGCUUCGGGCGAAUUGUCCGAGGGCAGACCGCUACAAGUCUCCUGGAGAACAAGCCAUCGCAGUGUGCAGAUCAGUUUGAGUCAUGGGGAAUGAACGGGACCUUCUGCCCUAAGCCAGAGUUUGCUGGGAACCCUCCUAUGACAUGGAAGUGGGUGGUGGGGCCUAUGAUCUUGUAUGUGUGUGAGAGACUGGUCCGAUUCUACCGCUCCCAACAGAAGGUGGUCAUCACCAAGGUGGUGAUGCACCCGUCCAAGACCCUGGAGCUCCAGAUGAAGAGGAAGGGCUUCAGCAUGGAGGUGGGCCAGUACGUCUUCAUGCAGUGUCCCUGCGUUUCCCAGCUGGAGUGGCAUCCCUUCACCCUCACCUCCGCCCCCGAGGAGGAUCACUUCAGCGUCCACAUCCGUAUCGUGGGCGACUGGACCCAGGGCCUGUACGAGGCCUGCGGGGGGGACAAGAACGAGACCCAGGAGGCAUGGAAACUGCCCAAAAUGGCAAUAGAUGGCCCGUUUGGUACGGCCAGUGAGGACGUGUUCGGCUAUGAGGUGGUCAUGCUGGUGGGUGCUGGCAUCGGGGUCACCCCCUUCGCCUCCGUCCUCAAGUCAGUGUGGUACAAACACAUCCAGGAGAACCAGAACGUCUUCACCAAGAAGAUCUACUUCUAUUGGCUGUGUCCUGAGACCCAGGCGUUUGAGUGGUUUGCUGACCUGCUGCAGUCUCUGGAGGGACAGAUGACAGAGAAAGGCAUGGUGGACUUCCUCAGCUACAACAUCUACCUGACCCGCUGGAAAGAGACCGAGGCUGCUCACUUCAGAGUUCACCAUGAGGCAGAGAAUGACCCUAUCACAGGGCUGAAGCAGAAGACUCUGUAUGGGAAACCUAACUGGGACAAUGAGUUUACUACUAUUGGGACAAAGCAUCCAGAGAAAAAAGUAGGAGUGUUCCUGUGCGGUCCCACCCAGCUGGCUGACGUCUUGGAGAAGCAGUGCCUGUCUCACUCUGAGGCUGGUGUCAAGUUCAUCUUCAACAAGGAAAACUUCUGAGACCACAACACCCCUCCAAGAGUACCAAUUAUUCCUACUUUCCCAAAGUUAGCUUUCAAUAUUGCUCAGACCCAGAGUAUCCUCUGGCUUGUAAGCUGUUUCACAUUCCUAAACUGUUGUGUUGUUAUCCCCAACAUAAACAAUCAAUUCUUUUUUUAUGGAUUCUUUGGAUGAAUCAUAGCAACAAAAAGUUUAUCAGAUCAUAGCAACAAAAAUGGAAGUAAACUUCACUGUUCUAAUCAUGACCUUCCACACCCCUCAGUGACAUUUCACAAUGGGUUUCUUGCACAAAUCUGUGAAGAAAUUACCAAACCUACCCGCAUUUACCACAGAGGCUAGAACGUUAUUCUUGUUCUGCAAUACAACAUGCAAACACAGAAACUCUAGUGUCAAAACUCUCUAGUUCCAUUUCCUCCUGUUUCUGGUGUUGUAUUUACACGUUUGUAUAAGCAAAAUAAUAUGCAUAAAGCUUACUUCGUUUAAAAUCAUAUUUUAUUUCCACUGCAGCAGGGAUAGUGUACCAGACAUUUAGCCUUUGCAGCUUUCUUCAGUGUGUAGGUACAGCAAACGUUUGUCUAAAAUGAAAAUGAGCAGCAACAAAAAGCUGUUUGGGAUGUGAUAUUCUAGUUAUCCCAGCUGCAGCUUCUCCUGCUGGACUCAAUAGCAGCUGUUUGGGAUGUGAUAUUCUAGUUAUCCCAGCUGCAGCUUCUCCUGCUGGACUCAAUAGCAGCUGAGAGUUUCUGUAGGCUGGCCAAGUGAGUGAUACAUUUCAGCGACCAGUGAGCACACUGAGACAUGUCAGUCCUAUGCGUGUACGUGUGGGAGUUCAGCGUCUCUUUUUACUGAGGUCACAGUCAAAUAAACCUAAAGUGCUGGUGAGGAAGUCUUGCAGCGUGCGGCUGAUCAACUAGACUGCAUAAAGUAUUGUGAUAACGCUUGGCUAGAGUUGUUCUGCAUGGUGUUGUAUUUGUGCUGCUUGAUAAGUUAUACACGGACAUCAUAAAAAGGUUUAAUUUGAACGUUUAAUGACAUUCAGCUAUGGGUCCUACAGUCUAUUGAUGGCACCUUCCACCCCACAGAAUUGCAGGCAUAUUACUAUUUCUAUGGAACUUGUUAUUUUAUUCUUCAUUUGUUUAAACAAUGAUUGCAACUUGAAAUGGUGUCUGUAUACAAUAUCCUGUGAUCGGUUUACAUAGCAUUUCCUAAAGCAAGUUCAUCUGAUCUGUGAUGUAAAAUAAUGUACAUAACACUGCUUUUCCUCACCCUAUAUCAAGGAAUUGGGACAACAGGACAAAUAUAAGCACCCACCAAAAUAAUGACUUAUUCAUUAUAAGUAAAGCCAACAUUAUAGUUGGAACAUUGGUAUCGUAAGGUAGUAGCUUUGAAGACAAGCUGUCAUAAUAGGAAGAUUUCAACUGAUGCAUUUAAAGUCAAUGAAUAAAGUGUCUUCAGGGUAGACAGCAUUUCAGCCCAUCCAGAGCAUUUCAAUAGAUGCAUUAAAUAGGUCAAUGGAACGCAGACCGUGGGGAUUGAAGGACGCAGGAUUGGCACACAUUCAAUAAAUCUGAUCUAACAAAGUAGAUAUUUGUCAAAUCCAUCAUGAUUGAUGUAUUGUAACGGGCCCACAAUGUGGUUACUAAAGUUCGAUGUGGAUUUAUUUGGCUGUUUUCACUGCAUAACAUUUAGAAGUUGUCCCUUUUCAGGUUUAGAAGAAGUGACCGCUAAAUGCUAACUCCCAUUCCUAUAUGCUGGUAGCAUAGCUAGCAUACAGAAAUCAGUGGUCGUCAGUCCGUUUUUCUUCUUCUAGUAUUACAUUGUUUUUGAUUAUUGCAUUGUUGGGUUUUGAGUUUGCAAUAAAGGCAUUUCACUGUACUUGUGCAUGUGACAUUAAAAAUGUGACUCUUGAUGACA